GAAAAGUUCAGCGUGCAGUUCCACACAAUUGUUCGCGCUUUUAAGGUAUGCCUGUUAUUAACUCGCAUUCAUUGUGGAAUUACAUGUUUACGUAAAACUAAUAUUUGAUUUAUCCUUGUUAUAUUCAUUUCGAAAUCAGAAAAAGUCUAAAUUUAUUUUAAUAAUAAUUAUAUUAUUACCGUUAUUAUUAUAUUGUAAAGGUCGCACGUCUUUGUUGCCCAGUUCAAGUCCAACAACUAAAGCCAGAUGCUGCUGCACUCGAAGAAUUUAGCAACUUUCCAUUCGUGAAUGACAACACAAUAGCCAACUUAGCUAAUGAGUUGCCAGAUUAUCUUGCGGCUGUUGAUGGCGUCACUUUAGGCAAUGAAGAUGAAAAAGUUACCUGGUGGGCAGCACAACGCGAGACUUUACCACACUGGUCAGCUCUGGUGAAGCUAGAAGUUGCUUCUAAUCCAGCCUAG
This is a messenger RNA of Paramuricea clavata, 461 nucleotides long. Lineage: Eukaryota; Metazoa; Cnidaria; Anthozoa; Malacalcyonacea; Plexauridae. The record is from the annotation of a GenBank genome assembly.